Molecule: messenger RNA, 2127 nt
Organism: Vigna radiata var. radiata (mung bean)
Lineage: Eukaryota; Viridiplantae; Streptophyta; Magnoliopsida; Fabales; Fabaceae
Product: common plant regulatory factor 1-like
Exons: 14
Coding region: 781-2076 (431 amino acids)
Biological process (GO): regulation of DNA-templated transcription
Cellular component (GO): nucleus
Molecular function (GO): sequence-specific DNA binding; DNA-binding transcription factor activity
Source: RefSeq, a predicted model, not a curated record
GUGACGUUGGUCGAAAGUUUUGAUUUUUAAUGCUUUUUGUAUUGGGGCAUGUGAAAACUGAAUGUAUGCGUGAAAAUUUUAAGUUUCAUGAUUGGAGAGUGAGUAGAAGAGGAACAUAUUAUGUGCUUUUCAGUUUAGAUUUUUGUUCAUUGGAAACACCAAGAGAACUUGAGUUACCGUUAAUUUUUCUGUUCUUUUUUUCAUUCGAAUUUUUGCCUACUUAAACAAGAGGGUUAGAAUUGGGGCUCAUCUGGAUCUCGUUUUGCAUCUGUGAGAGUUUAGAGUCUUUCUUUCUGUUGAUUUGCUCAGUGAAGCGUUUUUCAUUUCACGUGGAUGUUAUUUUCUUUUUUUGGCCUCAUGCUAUUUUUGUGAAAUUCGUUUUCCUGUAACUGAAGAGGGUGUCUGGAUCGGGGCUAAAAUAUUGGCUAAUUAAGGAGUUUCACUCGUUUUCUCAGCUUCCUUGAUUCGUGUGAAAGUGAGAAAUGUUUGAUUUGGAAGGGUAUUUUUGUCAUUUAGCUAGCGGGUUGUGUUUCUGGGAGGGAUUAUAGCACGGUCUGUUGCGUGUGUUCUUCCCUUUCCAUACGGCUUGUGGAGUGCUCAAAAGACAUAAUUGACCCUUUACCGUUCUGUGUUUGACUCUUGUGUCUACUCUGGAUUGAAUUAUCUAUCUGUAGCUUACCAUUAAUACUGCAGCCUUUCCUGAAAGUUCAGAUAUUAUUCCAGAAGUAGCGAAGCUCCUUAUACAUUAUUUGGCUUAGUGCUCUUUAUUUGGAGUGUACAAUGGGAAACAAUGAGGAAGAAAAAUCUACCAAGACUGAAAAGCCUUCUUCACCUGCAGCAAUGGAUCAGGCCAAUCAGACCAACCAGCCCAAUAUUCAUGUAUAUCCUGAUUGGGCUGCCAUGCAGGCAUAUUAUGGGCAAAGAGUCACCAUGCCACCAUACUACAACUCGGCUGUGGCUUCUGGUCACGCUCCUCACCCAUACAUGUGGGGUCCACCACAGGUACCUAUGAUGCCACCUUAUGGGCCUCCUUAUGCAGCAAUUUAUUCACAUGGAGGGGUUUACCCUGCAGUUCCUAUCGGGCCACACACACAUAGUCAAGGAGUUCCGUCUUCACCUGCUGCUGUGACUCCUUUAAGCAUAGAGACACCACCCAAAUCAUCAGGAAAUAAUGAUCAGGGUUUAAUGAAGAAAUUGAAGGAGUUUGAUGGACUUGCUAUGUCAAUAGGCAAUGGCCAUGCUGAAAGUGCAGAGCGUGGAGGUGAAAACAGGCUGUCACCCAGUGUGGAUACUGAGGGUUCCAGUGAUGGAAGUGAUGGCAACACUUCAGGGGCUAAUCAAACAAGAAGGAAAAGAAGCCGUGGGGGAACACCAACCACUGCAGAUGGAGAAGGGAAAACUGAGAUACAAAGCAGUCCCAUUUCCAAAGAUAUCGCAGCUUCUAAUAAGAUCGUGGCAGUUGCCCCCGCUAGUGUUGCAGGAACAAUAGUUGGACCUGUAGUUUCUUCAGGUAUGACCACCGUGCUGGAGCUGCGAAAUCCUUCCAGUGUUCAUUCUAAAGCAAAUACCACAAGUGCACCACAACCUUCUGUAUUGCCUGCAGAAACUUGGUUACAGAAUGAGCGUGAGCUGAAACGAGAGAGGCGGAAACAAUCUAACCGAGAAUCUGCUAGAAGGUCCAGACUAAGGAAGCAGGCUGAAACUGAAGAACUGGCACGAAAAGUUGAUUCCUUGAAUUCUGAGAAUGAGACACUGAAAUCAGAAAUAAAUCGACUGACUGAAAGUUCCGAAAAAAUGAGGGUGGAAAAUGCAACAUUAAGGGAAAAACUUAAAAUUGCUCGACUGGGACAAACACAAGAGAUAACUUUGAACAUAAUUGACAGCGAGAGGGCUACACCUGAAAAGCUUGAAAUUGGAAACAGGAUGGCCAGCCUCAGCCUCAGCCUCAAACAGUAUAUCACCAACUUCUAUAGCAUGCUUCAACUUCUCUUCCAAAAGGAAAUCACCAUAACUAUGUUGUCCCCAAGAUUAACAUUGUCACAUGCCAGUUCUAUAAGCAAUAGGUUUAGUAACUAAAUGAUCUGUUCAUAUUUCAGAUUUGUGCUAAAAAGUAGAAUUCUUAAUAUC